Eurytemora carolleeae is the source of this 461-nucleotide messenger RNA. Its product is annotated as glycine-rich cell wall structural protein 1. The transcript is spliced from 3 exons. The annotation marks the transcript as partial. NCBI's taxonomy places the organism in Eukaryota, Metazoa, Arthropoda, Copepoda, Calanoida, Temoridae. The record is from RefSeq and is a predicted model, not a curated record.
AUGGAGUUGAGAUCCUGCAGUCAGAUUUCAACAGUCAACAACCUCAGAGCAAGGAUGAAAAUAUUUAUUCUAUUAUUAUUAGUUGUUCUUCUUGUUGAAGGGAAAGGUGGAGGAGGUAGAGGAGGUGGUGGUGGCAGAGGUGGAGGUGGUGGCAGAGGUGGAGGUGGUGGCAGAGGUCGAGGAGGAAGAAGAGGUAUAGCUAGCAGUACAUAUCCUAAGCAGAAAUGGAUGACUGGUAUAUCAGGAGUCCGGAUGAAUAAAGCAAAAAGCAAAAGUACCCCUAAGAGCAUCCAACAUGGAUACGGUACAAACUACGGUACAAGGUUUACCAAGGAAACAAUGUACGUGGAGAAGAUAGGGUUUUCUAGAAAAGCUUUAGGAUUAGGAGUAGCAGCUGGUUUUGUCGGGGGAGCUGCACUAGGAGCAGUUGGAACAAUGGCAACAUACGGUGUGUAUCAUAG